This is a messenger RNA of Diabrotica virgifera virgifera (western corn rootworm), 446 nucleotides long. RefSeq lists its product as uncharacterized. Gene Ontology annotation, molecular function: serine-type endopeptidase inhibitor activity. The transcript is spliced from 2 exons. Bases 67 to 378 code for a protein of 103 amino acids. Lineage: Eukaryota; Metazoa; Arthropoda; Insecta; Coleoptera; Chrysomelidae. The record is from RefSeq and is a predicted model, not a curated record.
UUAUAUAUAGUUAUAUAUUCUAAAAGUAUAAAGUUAACUCCCGUGUUAUGCUUAAAAUUUUCAAAUAUGAAAUUUAUUUUCUUAUUAUUUUUGGUUGCCGCUGUAAGUGCCAGGUUACCAUCUCGAGACAGCCUAGCCAGAUCUGAAGACAGUGACUUCACAGAUGCGGAUUGUCUUUUACCCCACGAGACAGAUUGCCAGGGUCUUGAUCUUGAAGAUACUUAUAUUGCCUGGAGAUGGUACGAAGUGGAGCAUCGUUGUGUACAAGCUGUUGGUCAUAAUAGUUGCACUCCCACCAAAAAUAAUUUUGGGAGCUAUAAAGAGUGUCGGCAUACCACAAGGCCAGUAUGUCCAUAUUUGUUGCAAAAUAGGAGAUAAAAUAAUUAUGGAUAAUUAUUAAUAUUAGAUAAAAUAAUAUUUCCACAAAUAUAAAUUAACAAAAUUAA